Bacidia gigantensis is the source of this 816-nucleotide messenger RNA. RefSeq lists its product as uncharacterized. NCBI's taxonomy places the organism in Eukaryota, Fungi, Ascomycota, Lecanoromycetes, Lecanorales, Ramalinaceae. Bases 1 to 816 code for a protein of 271 amino acids. The record is from RefSeq and is a predicted model, not a curated record. The transcript is spliced from 2 exons.
AUGGCGUCGGCUGACUCCUUAGGCAAUUUCAGGGCUUUCCCGGCUGAGAUUCGCAACCAAAUCUAUCGUCUCGCUUUACCGAAUAUCCUGCAUGAUCCAUUAGGCGUGACCAAACCUGGCGGUCGCACCCGAAAUCUUGGGAUCUUACUUGCUUCUAGAAGACUGAAUACAGAAGCGUCCGCUAUACUAUUCUCGAAAUGCUUGUUCAAGGCCAACAUCAACCAAUCAUUCUUCAUGAUUAAUGGAACGAUGGAAAGAAUACUUUCAUUUUCCAGCGCCCACUUCUUGCAACAUCUGGAGCUGGCUAUUCCGGCCGACAAUCUAUGGGGGUGGGAUCUUCCUGAGCUAGAUAAUCCUGAUCGUGAAGCAGAGGCUUCGAAAGUUUUCCUCAUCUUGCUCUCCGAAUUUGCAAAGGGGAAUUCUGUGCGAGAAUCGAUUAAUAUCAUAAUUUAUCCGUGGCUUCUACGGAAGACUUAUGAUGAUCAUUCACAACGUGAAUACUUGAGCCAUCCUAAGGUGGUCGAAGUGUUCGGCGCCAUCAGUCGCCUUAAUAACUUCAAGAAGGUUACCAUGCGAUUCUCAGUCUCUGGAGAAGAUAGAUAUAAAUUCCAAAAUCAUGUGACGUUCUUCAUGAUAGCAGGACGGCGCCUUGCCAGAUUUUGUAGAGCUUCCCUCGGGGACUGCAAGUCUCAGCAAGCAUUCGUGCCCGUCGAGGGCAGGAUGUGGCAGGACUUUACACUCGAGAUACAGUUCUUCCCGCAGGCACAUGCGCUUCAGCAAAAACUGGGUGGAAUCGAGGCAGGAGAGAGAAAGUAA